AAGGGCGAAUUACUUAAUCCAUGUCGAUGUGAUGGGUCUGUAAGGUACACCCAUCAACUCUGCCUUCUAAAAUGGAUUAGUGAACGAGGAUCAUGGACCUGUGAACUAUGCUGCUACAGAUACCAAGUUAUAGCUAUUAAAAUGAAGAAACCUUGCCAGUGGCAGCGAAUUACAGUAACAUUGGUGGAAAAGGUUCAGAUGAUUGCUGUCAUACUUGGAUCUUUAUUCUUAGUGUCUAGUGUGACAUGGUUAUUAUGGUCCGCAUUUAGCCCUUAUGCAGUAUGGCAAAGAAGAGACAUCCUUUUCCAGAUCUGCUAUGGAAUGUAUGGUUUUAUGGAUCUAGUGUGUAUAGGUCUAAUUAUCCAUGAAGGAGCUGCUGUGUAUAAAGUUUUUAGGCGGUGGAGGGCUGUGAACUUGCACUGGGAUGUACUAAACUAUGACAAAGCAACAGACAUAGAAGAAAGCAGUCGUGCAGUGCCUUCAAGCAGUAGGACAUUAUGGUUGCCAUUGACUGCUUUCCGCUCCCGGACAUUGGUUCACCCAACACAGUUAAGCUCUCCCCGAUUGCAGUGUGGAUAUGUAUUGCUACAUUUGUUCAGUCGGAUGAGAACUCCUCCAGAAGAGUCCAUAGAGGACAGUAAUUCUGGUGAGGUUGUAAUGAGAGUGACUUCAGUAUGA
Messenger RNA from Staurois parvus, 678 nucleotides. Lineage: Eukaryota; Metazoa; Chordata; Amphibia; Anura; Ranidae. The record is from the annotation of a GenBank genome assembly.